UGCAAAGCGACUGCAGCUUCUCUCUGAGCUUCUAAACUCCAGAAAGUAUGUUCUUUAGACUGUGAGAGCUGCUAAGUUCCCUCAGAGCCUGGAGCUUCAAAAAAGCAGCUGUUCUUCACUGGUGUCCGGCUGAAACACUGAUGCAAGGAGACGCUCACCUAUCAAAGAAGGAAGGAAUUAGGAGAGAGAGAGGUUCAGCCAUUCAGCCUAAACUAUGAGGCUGUUGACCUUUGGGGUUAGAUGGCUAAUCCUCACUGUCUGGUGGGUUUCUCUGCUGUAUGUUUCAGAGCAGCAGGUCAGUGCGGGUGAAGCUCUGGAGCCGUGUAAUGGCAGAGACUGUUCAGUGUGCAGGUGCCAUCCAGCUAAAGGAGCACGGGGGGCUCCUGGCAGUCUGGGCAUUCAGGGCCCUCAGGGUGAGUCAGGGCCACGUGGACCACCAGGACAGCCAGGGGAAAAGGGCAGACGGGGAAACCAGGGAGAGCCUGGGCUGGAGGGGCCUCCGGGAGACAGAGGGAGCACUGGUGUUCCGGGUUUUUCCGGAGCAAAUGGUGUCGAUGGACAUGUUGGUGCUGGAGGUCUUCCGGGCCCACCUGGUCUAGAUGGCUGUAAUGGGACUCGUGGGGAUCCUGGCUUUCCUGGGCUGCCCGGGAUUAAUGGAAUACCUGGACCUCAGGGCCAGCCUGGUCCUAAAGGAAUGAAGGGGGAGCCAACACUUGUAUCCAAAGGAGGACCUCCAGGAAACCCUGGUCUACCUGGUUCUCCUGGCCUACCUGGAUUUCCUGGCAUUGAUGGGCUCCCCGGAGUUAGGGGUUGGCCUGGUCCAGCUGGCUUUAUUGGUCCUGCUGGUCCUCCAGGGUUACAAGGACCACCUGGUGAUAGCAGUCUGUCACUUCCAGGACCAAAAGGGGAAGAGGGAGAUCUUGGACCUCAAGGUCCUCCUGGUCCAUAUGAGGUGGUGGAGCCCCCUGAGGAUCACCUCAUUAAAGGAGCGAAGGGGGAGAAGGGGGAUAACGGAGCCUGCGGGCCAGAUGGACCAGAUGGGAUUGCAACAGGUCCUGGGGUGAAAGGAGAAAAGGGAAUUCCAGGACUGCCUGGCCCUCGGGGUCUCCCAGGUAUUGAUGGCUUGACGGGACUUCCAGGUUUACAGGGACUUCAUGGGGACCCAGGUGCGCCUGGUCACCGUGGUCAUCCUGGUCUGAAGGGUGAAAGAGGAGAUGCAGGUUUGAAAGGUCCUCCAGGUGAUGGCAUUCCAGGUUACCCAGGUGACCCAGGGCCACGUGGACCAUCAGGGCCCCCAGGGGAUUUGGGACUGAUGGGAAACCGAGGAAGCCCUGGAUACCCAGGACACACCCUCCUAGGUCGAACUGGCCCUCCUGGGCCCCAGGGUUCUCAGGGACCUCAGGGGUUUAAGGGAGAUCCGGGUUUGUCAAACGUUACUGAAUUAGAACCAGGACGUCCAGGGCCACCCGGGCCGCCUGGGCCCGCUGGGAUAAAAGGAGAUAGAGGCCCACCUGGUCUAUCAGGUCAUUGCCUCCCUGGUCCUGUGGGACUGCCCGGGGAUAGAGGAGACAGAGGAUUUCCUGGGGAACGAGGACUUAAAGGGCAAAAAGGUGACAAUUACUGCACCUCUGGUGGAUCAGCACAGCCUGGCCCUAUCGGCCCACCUGGACCUCCAGGAUAUAACGGGCUUCCUGGGGCUGCAGGACAGAAGGGUGAGCCAGGGCCAGAAGGAGACCCAGGUCUGAACGGCCCUCCUGGAAGGCAAGGUCUACCUGGUCCUCGGGGUUUCAAAGGUCAGAAAGGAGACCCUUAUUUUUCAAGUGUAAGAGGCAUAAAGGGAGAUCAGGGCGAUCCUGGGCCCGCUGGUCCAUCAGGUGCUAGUGGUCGACAAGGCCUUCCAGGACAAACUGGUGUGGUUGGAGAACCAGGACCACCAGGAGAUGGUUAUCCAGGUCUCAAAGGAUUCAAAGGAUACCCCGGUGCUGCAGGGCUUAAAGGACUCACAGGGCCUGCAGGUCCUCAAGGCCUAGGUGUUCCAGGGCAAAGGGGGCCACCCGGGCCACCAGGAGACCAGGGCCCUGAAGGCCCACCUGGAUUUCCUGGGCCUCCAGGUCCUCGAGGGGAUUCGGUUCAGUGUAUUCCGGGCAACCCUAGCCCAGAAGGCCCGCCAGGCGACCCUGGAGACCCAGGACCCCCUGGGCCACCGGGACCACCUGGAUAUGGAGGCUCUCCUGGUCUACCAGGACCAAAAGGCGAAAAAGGAGAUGAUGGAGACAGUAGGGGGUAUGGACGUCCAGGUUUUCCAGGAUUACCAGGUGAUCCAGGUGAUCCAGGUCCUCCUGGACGUAGCUUUAGCGGUGCAAGGGGAUCACCAGGGCCGCAAGGACGUCCAGGGUUAAAGGGGCCUCCAGGAGAUUCCCUCCCAGGCAGGUCAGGCCCUCCUGGACAAACAGGAUUUCCUGGAAACCCUGGUCCAAAGGGCACGCGGGGUCAACGAGGUCCUGAUGGAUUAAGCGGGCAACCUGGAAAUCCUGGACAUGUGAUAGAAUGUGAUAGACAGCCUGGAGACGUUGGGGACCCAGGUCCACCUGGACUACCAGGGGUUAGCCCUACUUUUUGUAGUGGUGAGCAAGGCCCCCCAGGUCCCCAAGGACGUCCAGGCCUGACUGGGCUGCUGGGCAUCAAUGGCGUUAAAGGAGAAAAGGGACUGGCUGGUUUUCCUGGAACUGGACUGAAGGGACCUCAAGGACAGCCUGGUCCACCUGGUCCUCCUGGUGCCCCUGGACCUCCUGGCUUAAUAGGAGCACCUGGUGAACCAGGGCUGUUUGGGCUUUCUGGAUCAAAAGGAAUUAGAGGACAUCCUGGGUUAGCUGGAUUAAUAGGAUUACCUGGAGACCCAGGUUUUCCAGGGCCACCAGGUAGACCAGGAGUGAGAGGUGAUGAGGGUGAAACUGGUGUGACAGGAGACGUGGGCUACAAGGGAGUCAAAGGUAGCAAAGGAUAUCCAGGACCUCCAGGCCUCUUAAAUUCCAUAAAAGGCAUUAAGGGAUUACCUGGGCCCAAUGGAAGACCAGGAUUCACAGGACCUAGAGGUCCUAAAGGUUCACCUGGAUUACCUGGUGAACAUGGUCUGGAUGGACUGAAUGGUGGCCCUGGGUUUCAGAAAGGCUUCCCUGGCUUACCUGGAAGAAGUGGCCCUCAGGGACCGCCAGGUCCACCUGGGCCCAAAGGAUAUCCAGGAGCCAUAGGAUUCCCAGGACAUUUUGGAGAUCUGGGUGGUCCAGGUCUUCCUGGACUAAAUGGUGCACCAGGCAAUCGAGGGCUACCAGGCAUCAAAGGUGAUGAAGGAGACUCUGUGGGAUAUCCAGGUCCACCUGGACCAAAGGGCUUUAAGGGUGUCAGUGGACCAAGCGAAUGUGAUGCUGAGGUUGGAGCCCCAGGGGAUCCAGGGGAUCGAGGACUCCAGGGGCCACAGGGAUUGCCUGGUACCUGUGGUUCUCCUGGACCACCUGGACUGCGUGGUCCUCCAGGAAAUGUGGGUCCACCAGGUUUUUCACAUUUUGGGCUUCCAGGUCCUCCAGGACCUUCAGGACCACCAGGACAUAAAGGUUAUCCAGGUCCACCAGGUCUGAAAGGAUUUCCGGGACCUCCAGGCCUCCAGGGCCUCAAUGGUCUCCCUGGUCCUAAAGGGGAGAAAGGCUGUAGAGGUCCCGAUAUGGAAGGUCCUCCUGGGAUACAAGGUGAUCCUGGAAACCAGGGACUGUCUGGUUCCCCAGGAAAUCCAGGAAUCUCCCAUCCAGGACAGAAAGGCUUGAAAGGCCAGCCUGGAGACCCAGGUCCCCAAGGCCUCUAUGGUCCACCUGGUGUCCAAGGCAGAAACUGUGACAUAUCGAUUCCAGGAGACACUGGGGACCCAGGCCCAACUGGACUCAGCGGACCUCCAGGUCCACCAGGUGAAAUUGGUCCUCCAGGUUUGAUUUUCCCUCACCCAGGAGACCAAGGGGAUGUGGGACCACCUGGGCCCCCAGGGACAAAGGGCUUGAGAGGUACAGAGGGGCCCUCAGGAGUUACUGGGUUCAGUGGACCUCCAGGACCCAAAGGGCUGCAAGGAUUGCCUGGUUCAAGAGGCCCCCCAGGACCAGCAGGUCUUGAAGGCAGAGCUGGGUUUCCAGGGCUCAAGGGAGAUAAAGGGAUAACAGGGAGUAAGGGGGCCCAAGGUACACCUGGAAGAGUUAUCAUUGGCCCUCCCAAACCAACCAAUAAGGGACCACAAGGAAAGCCAGGAUCACCUGGGCCAUCUGGAUUCAAAGGAACAUCUGGCCUCCCAGGAAAUCCAGGACCCAUAGGACCUAAAGGUCUGAUGGGCAGUCCUGGUCCACCUGGGCAGUUAGGAGCUGCAGGAAUUCCAGGUCCUCCUGGGGAUGCUGGUGAGCCUGGACAUCAAGGACUUGUUGGACCACAAGGCCCUCCAGGCCCUAAGGGAGAUCCUGGAUUCCCAGGCAAUGGGACCAUCAGCAAUUCUGGGUUUCUCCUAGUGAUCCACAGUCAGUCUGAGGCAAUACCUGAGUGUCCAGCAGGCAUGCCCCUCCUUUGGAUUGGUUACAGCCUUCUUUAUCUGGAGGGUCAGGAGAGAGCCUACACGCAAGACCUGGGCCAAGCAGGCUCAUGCCUGCAUAUCUUCAGCACCAUGCCCUUCUCCUACUGUAACUCUGCUGCCUGUCGCUACGCCAGUCGCAAUGACAAGUCCUACUGGCUGACCACCAACAAACCUGUGCCCAUGAUGCCCGUGUUAGACGAAGAGAUCCGCCAGUACAUCAGCCGCUGUGUUGUGUGUGAGGCGCCCGCUCCUGCAGUGGCAGUCCAUAACCAAGACUCCAACGUGCCCAGCUGCCCGCCUGGCUGGAGCAGUUUAUGGAUAGGUUACUCUUUCCUCAUGCACACUGGAUCUGGCGAUGAAGGUGGCGGUCAGUCUCUGACCUCUCCUGGAAGCUGUCUGAAGGACUUCAGGACGCAGCCCUUUGUGGAAUGCCAAGGCCUGCGUGGCACGUGCCAUUACUUUGCCAACAUCUACAGCUUUUGGCUGACUCGCGUGAGCUACGAGGAGGAAUUUGGUACGGCCCUGCAGGGGGCAACGCUGAAGGCUGCAGACCAGCAGCGGAACCGCAUCAGCCGAUGUCACGUCUGCAUGAGGCAGCGACAAAUCAUACAGCUGAGGUCGCCAUGAUGGGACAGUUCAUACUGGAACUUCUACAGGUUGUGGGUUUCCCUUAAAUAUCUACAUGUGAUCCCUAAGAUAGCCGAGGCUUACUGCUUAUAAUUGCUGUG
Messenger RNA from Colossoma macropomum (tambaqui), 5325 nucleotides. Its product is annotated as collagen alpha-4(IV) chain-like. Gene Ontology annotation, cellular component: collagen trimer. The record is from RefSeq and is a predicted model, not a curated record. Gene Ontology annotation, molecular function: extracellular matrix structural constituent. Lineage: Eukaryota; Metazoa; Chordata; Actinopteri; Characiformes; Serrasalmidae.